Molecule: messenger RNA, 2076 nt
Organism: Rhinopithecus roxellana (golden snub-nosed monkey)
Lineage: Eukaryota; Metazoa; Chordata; Mammalia; Primates; Cercopithecidae
Gene: BARX2
Product: BARX homeobox 2
Exons: 4
Coding region: 373-1212 (279 amino acids)
Biological process (GO): regulation of transcription by RNA polymerase II
Cellular component (GO): nucleus
Molecular function (GO): DNA-binding transcription factor activity, RNA polymerase II-specific; RNA polymerase II transcription regulatory region sequence-specific DNA binding
Source: RefSeq, a predicted model, not a curated record
UGGAGGCAGCGAGUGAGAGCCGCCGGGCACUAGGCGCGCAGGUCGGCGCCGGAGCGGCACGGGCGGGCGGGGGCGGGGUGGGCGCGGACGCCCCUCAGCACACACUCCGCACCCGGCCCUGCAGGAAGCUCGCGCUGAUUGACAGCUGCGUUGUCCCAAAAAGGCUUAGCAAAGAUGUUGAUCUGCGGGUGGGUCUAAACGUGCGGCAGACGCGCCGGCUACCCGCUCUCCUCCGCGCGCCACCCGAGCCCCGCCGCCUCCCCGGCUGCCGGGAGCGGGGCCGAGGCCCCGCCGUCGCGCCAGCCCAGCGGCCCCGGCCGGCCGGGCACUCGCAGCCGCGCUCGGGCCGGCGGACGCUCGCCCCGGCUCACCAUGCACUGCCACGCCGAGCUGAGGCUGAGCUCGCCCGGCCAGCUCAAAGCAGCCAGGCGGCGCUACAAGACUUUCAUGAUCGACGAGAUCCUCUCCAAGGAGACCUGCGACUACUUUGAGAAACUUUCCCUCUACUCCGUGUGCCCGUCGCUGGUCGUGCGACCCAAGCCCCUGCAUUCCUGUACGGGCUCCCCUUCCCUGCGGGCAUAUCCACUCCUCUCGGUGAUCACCCGCCAGCCCACCGUCAUCUCCCAGCUGGUCCCUGCCACCCCGGGAAUCGCCCAGGCACUGUCCUGCCACCCAGUCACUGAGGCGGUCUCUGCUGAGGCCCCAGGGGGUGAGGCCCUAGCCAGCAGCGAGUCAGAGACGGAACAGCCCACGCCCCGACAGAAGAAGCCCCGCCGGAGUCGCACCAUCUUUACCGAGCUGCAGCUCAUGGGCCUGGAGAAGAAAUUCCAGAAGCAGAAGUACUUGUCUACCCCGGACAGGUUGGACUUGGCCCAGUCUCUGGGACUCACUCAGCUGCAGGUGAAGACCUGGUAUCAGAAUCGCAGGAUGAAAUGGAAGAAAAUGGUUCUUAAAGGUGGACAGGAAGCACCCACAAAACCCAAAGGUCGCCCCAAGAAGAACUCCAUCCCCACGUCAGAAGAGAUUGAAGCGGAAGAGAAGAUGAACAGCCAGGCCCAGGGUCAGGAGCGACUGGAGCCCUCCCAGGGGCAGGAGGAGCUCUGUGAAGCACAGGAACCGAAAGCACAUGAUGUCCCCUUAGAGAUGGCAGAGCCACCAGACCCGCCCCAGGAGUUGCCAAUACCCUCUUUGGAACCCCCACCUUUAAGCUAAAGUAAAACCCUUUUGAGGGAAGAGGGAGACUGGGGAGAAGGGAAAAGAGGGAAGGCAGGGAGAACAGGGAGAGAAAACUUUCCAGCAGCCCAGUAAACUGGGGGAGAAGAGAUCUAGCCAUCUCCCUCCCUCCCACAGUUCCCAGUGGCCUUGUCAUUGCAAGCAUUUGACAAAGACUUGCUUGUCUUGAGCCUUUCUCUUCCUGAAAGGCUGCUUUAGCCGUGGAUGCCCUUGAUUAAGGGAGAGAGCACCUAGGAGUUGCCUGCCCCAGCUGGGGUGACAGCCGUGGGGCUGGGGCUGGGUCUGUGUUGCAAGCCCUCUCCCAGCAUGCAGUGGAGAGUGCUUAGCUCUCUCCCUCCCGAUCUCUGGGCAGCCAGUCAUCAAAGCAGAGAGACGUGGCGGCAUGUGGGCAGCGUGCCCAGGUUCCUUGCUGACUCAGCACUUACUUAUGUAGUUUUUAAGAAGAAUUUAAUGUUUUUGGUUGUAUUUUUUUGUGGGGGUGAGGGUGGGCAAAAACAUGGGGGGAGUUCUGAGUUGUUAGAAAUGUUUCUGAAUCAAGUUUGUUUGAAGACACGUGUGCCUUUGUACCCAUUAUAAGAUGGUCAUGAGACCCAAGAACUGAUAAGCUUUGGUUUUUUUUUUGCUUUAUUUACCCAUUUAUGCCUAGUGUUCCAUUAUUGGAACGCUAAGCUUGUGGGAGUUAUUUCUAUCCUACUGCUCAAGGUCAUCGUCAAGGUCUGAUUUUUCAUAAAAAACAUUUGUGACCUUCAGCAUAAAUGGUUUGAGGUGCCAUCCCUGAAGGUGCAAUGCAGAUAUGUUCAGAUAACUUUUAUUUUUUAAUUAAAAAUAAAUCUUUCAAAAGGA